Messenger RNA from Adineta ricciae, 684 nucleotides. The record is from the annotation of a GenBank genome assembly. NCBI's taxonomy places the organism in Eukaryota, Metazoa, Rotifera, Eurotatoria, Adinetida, Adinetidae.
AUGGAUAAAGAAAAGUCGACGACGGAUACGGAAACCAAGCGAACAGAUCGAUUAGCACGUUUGAAGGAACUUCAUUUUCGACGUAAUGAAGCUCGAAAAUUGAAUCAUGCUGAAGUGAUUGAAGAGGAUCAUCGAAAAAGUUUGCCAACAAAUUUCGAACGUCGCUGUGAACGUGUUAAAAAUCAAGAAGAAGUAGCGAAACGACGCCGUGAAGCAGCUGAUAGUGGUCUCGAUUACGAGCGUGUAGAACAACUGGAUUGGACAGCAGAAGAAUGUGACAAAUGGGAUAAAAAACGCAAGAAGAAAAAUCCCGAUGUUGGAUUUGACAAUUAUGAACAAUGUACUUAUCGUGCUUAUACAAAAUUGACUGGACAAAUAAAACCUGAUAUGGAAGCAUGUAAUAAACAAAAAGAAGAAUUAGGUGAAGAUUAUUAUGCAACAGCCAGUUCAAUGAUUCAUGGUACACAUAAACCAAGUGAAACAGCUGUCAAUCGUAUGGUAGAAGAUCUCGAGCAACAAUAUUCGAAACGUGGCAAAUUCUCACGUCGACGCGCAUUCGACAUCGAUGCAGAUGUUGAUUACAUUAAUGAACGUAACAGAGCAUUCAACAAGAAAAUUGAACGUUACUAUGGAAAAUACACUGCCGAAAUCAAGCAAAAUUUGGAACGUGGUACAGCAGUUUGA